This is a messenger RNA of Penaeus vannamei (Pacific white shrimp), 533 nucleotides long. Lineage: Eukaryota; Metazoa; Arthropoda; Malacostraca; Decapoda; Penaeidae. The record is from RefSeq and is a predicted model, not a curated record.
UGGCAUUUCCACAUACGUCUUCGCGAUUGUGUGUGGAGAAGGCAACAAACACACGUGUGGUUGUUGUGGAUUGUAUGAUAUUUAAUGAUUUUGUAAUACAGCAAAAAUGGUGAAACAAAGUGGAAGAGACAACAAAAUAAAAAUGCAUCCUCCAGUGGUUAAUUCUAAUGGCCAAUGUGAACUCAGACCACCAGCAUUUGUGAGCAACGAUGAUGAGGAUGAAGACCCCAAUGAAUUUCCUGGGGUCGUUGAUUUGAACACUGUGUAUGCUAACAUGUCCAAUUCAGAGUUUGGUCCGGGUACGAUUAAUUCAGAUGAAGAGUAUGAUGGAGACAGUGAUGAGGAUAACCUCAAGAUUGCAGAUGUGAAGGUGGCACAGACUUCUUUGCAGGUUUCAAGACCAAUUACAAGUACAGUGAUACAUGGGAUACAAUCAUCAGUUAUCUGAAACCGAAGACAACUGUAGAUGUAAAAAAUACUGUUGCUAAAGUCGUACAAAGAGAGAAGGAGGAAAAGAAGAUAAGGAAACAGGC